Molecule: messenger RNA, 2778 nt
Organism: Exophiala bonariae
Lineage: Eukaryota; Fungi; Ascomycota; Eurotiomycetes; Chaetothyriales; Herpotrichiellaceae
Exons: 1
Coding region: 1-2778 (925 amino acids)
Molecular function (GO): protein binding
Source: RefSeq, a predicted model, not a curated record
AUGGGACGAACGCCCUGCAUCCUGGGUCUACCUCUCGUGCCCUCAAAAGCUGCUCUCCGGGCCCUUCGACAACUAGCAUAUCUCCCUUCGAAGCCGAAUUUUGCACACUGCGGUAGCGACCGUGGGGUUGCGGCGCUCAGUCACAAUGCGCGCCGCAGGAACCCUCUUCCCCAGAAAACUAUCGACAAGAAGAAGGGACAUCGUGGAAAUGCAGACUCCCAUACCCAGAGCCACCUUACCAACACAGAGCUAUCGGAGGAAUGGACGCUACCUCUGAAGGGCAGCAAUUGGGCCACAUCGCCACCUCUGCGUCGACUGAAUGAUAACACUCAUCCGCAUCUUCGUGAAAAGGACCUGGGACUUGGAGCGCAUAAAGAGAACCAGAAGAAUCGGGAUAAGAACUGUGCAUUGUACCAUUUGGGGUCCAGAGACGGCACUUCGAUACACGAAAGGAGGACAGCGCAGCCGCUCCUAUCGAAUAAAUCAUCCCAGUUCCAAGAUGAAGCCACAGGCCUCGCACGUGUUGACAGUUCCACAGCUAUUGUUAGCAACGACCUCCGCACGUAUCCAACCAGCACAGAUAAAGGAAGAUCUCCUGUUGACUUUCAUGAUGCUGAUCGACCCCCAUGGCUAAUCGAACCAAUUCGCCUGAAAGCCAGUCUCUUAAUUGAUCGAAUCCCCAGUAAUCAAUUCCCGAAUUACACAACGCCUUCCCUGGCAGGCCCGACCACUCUGAACGACUUUCCACCCUCAUCUCAGAAUGCCUCCCAACAGCUCAAAAUGCUAGUCGGAACUGAGACCCAUGACAGGAUACUAGAAUUUAUUCUCCAAGACCGUCGCUACUUGGGUCUCAAAAUGGCACAUUGGCACUUAGUUUUACAACAUUUUCUUGCACAGCCCAGUGAUGACAGGAUGACGAUUGCAACAGCAAUUGUAUCCAUAUUCAGACCUGUAUUACCCAUCGAAGCGUGCACAUUCUCUCCCGUGCUGGAAAUCGUGAAGCAUCAUCUUUCCAAUGACUCCAGUCUUGGUCAAGCUUCCGAUGUGCUGUUCCCACGGCAGGAAAUAGCUGUGUCAAAAGCCUCUCCUAAGACGGAUGAUUAUUUCCUGGCUGUCAGCUAUCUCAUACACCGCCUUGAGACCGAUCAUGAUUUCGAGUCAUGGAUCACAGAAAUGAGAAAGAUCUUACACCUUGCAAGACUAUCUGGCAUCUCACUAGGGAAGAGCUUUUCAGUUCCUAUCAUCAAGGCUCUUUGUCAGGCGGGAAAGAUGGAGAAAGUCCUUCUGACUCUGAAUGAUUUAGAGAAGCAAUACAAUAUUGCCAUAACGCAGGAUAGUCUGGAGGAUCUCUGCAAUGGCUACGCGGUUGCUGGCAAUUGGAAAGAAGCCUCAUCGGUUAUUGAACUGAUGCACGUCAAAGGCUACUCCAGAAAGAACCCAGAACGCUUUCAGUCCUUCUACGCAAAACUCAUCGAACUCUUUGCCACGAACAAUACGGCUGAACGAUGCUUGGGCUUUACCCUCCAUGCUAUGAAAAAUGCUGGCUUGAUCCCGGGGGGUCGAGUCUCAAGAGCCAUUUCAUGUGCAUCAAUAAGAGAUGGACGUCAUGAGCUUGUUCUGGAAUGGGCUAGUCUGGUUGAGAAGGUCUACUCUCGCCUAGAUCCGCCUUUCUCAACCCUCCAGGCUGCCCUGCAGUUUUCAGACACGUGCAGGGGCAUUGGGGCCAGUUGUGUUGAGAUUGCUAGUGCCUGCCGGGCACUUGCACACCGGGCUCGCAAGGAUCCUUUCAGCAGAUACUUUAGAGGCUGUGUAUCUGGACUAGUGAGAGAUGAUCUGAUCUAUCGGUUACAGGCCAUUCACCACAUCAAUCAUGAUAUGCCAAAUGAUUUUGACUCAAAGUCCACGGAUGCAUUGGUCGCAUUGGCCCGUGAAAUCGAGCACAGCACACCAAGGUUCACUAGGAUGCGGCCGUCGGAAGCAAAGCUGCACCGAGAUCUCGGCUGGCAAAUUGAAGCGGUCGAAGAUUUGAAAAUUAUUCUCGAAGGAGGCGUGUCAGUAACGGACCUUUAUGAAUCGGAUGAAUUCAGGAGGAGAACUCCAAGCUAUAGUGAGCUUCGCCGCCCGCCACAGCGAAAUUUCAACGGACCCACUCAAUUUUCCGAAUCGAUGCCCGAGAAUAUACUGCAAGAACGAUUGCCGCUGUACUCCGAGGUAGUCGACGUGGUUUUGAACGACUAUGCAACAAGAAGGCAGACAGGUGAGCUCCGGGAUCACGCUCUUCUAAAAUUCGUUGUUUGGAAACUUGGACGAUCCUUUCGAGGCGGUGAUGCCAUACGAUUAAUAUGCACGAUUUACGAGAGCGACUAUACAAAAGGUGUGCAAGGGGUUCCCUUUGACGAAGAGAUCUUUAGCGCCUGGGUCCACCUCGCACUUGAAUCAGGAGCUCAAGACACGAUGAGGGCCCUAUGGGCAAUCAUCGACUCCAUGCGCUCGUUAGAAUUUUCGCACGACUUUCGCCUGUUGACGCUCUACGCCUUUGUGACGGAAAAUCGGCGCAUUUCGGGGUUUGAGAGCACGGAGUGGUCGUGGAAGCGACACCGUAACGGUGAGCUCGAAUAUACAUAUAGGAAAUUGGCCGCGACGAAGUGGAGGAGGUCAAACCCAUCAAAAGACGGAAACAUCUUCCCUGCGUGGAAGCGUUGGGAAGACGCCAUGAGGGACAGAGUCACGGCUGGGCAGCAGGAGCCGUACGGCUAUGCAGAAGGACGUGACUACUAG